Messenger RNA from Cydia strobilella, 839 nucleotides. RefSeq names its product U-scoloptoxin(01)-Cw1a-like. Gene Ontology annotation, cellular component: extracellular region. The record is from RefSeq and is a predicted model, not a curated record. Gene Ontology annotation, molecular function: chitin binding. The coding region runs from base 22 to 441 and encodes 139 amino acids. The transcript is spliced from 4 exons. Lineage: Eukaryota; Metazoa; Arthropoda; Insecta; Lepidoptera; Tortricidae.
AUAUUCUAAGUUCGUCACAAGAUGUCGCCUCUCAGGUUAUGCGGUGUCCGACUCCACUCCGUCGGGGUGUUGGCUGUAUUAAUGUAUAUCCUAGACACAUCUUUGGCUCAAGACGAUCAAGGUUUCGUCCAAAACGAAGACUAUCCGUCCGGUGUGUACAACGAAGUGCCCAAAAACUUGCUUUUUACGUGUGACGACAAGCUGCCCGGGUACUACGCGGAUCCGCAAACUAAUUGUCAGGUCUGGCAUUGGUGCGUGCCAAGCAUCGGUGGCAAUAUACAAUACUCGUUCUUAUGCGCGCCUGGCACCGUGUUCAACCAGCGGCUAAGGGUGUGCGAUUGGGAUUACAAGACGGAUUGCCCGAACUCUGAGAGUUACUACGGCAUCAACGAGGAUCUGUACAAGGACGACACUGGGAACUUCAUUAACGGGAAAAAGUAGAUAAAUAUGUUUUAAGGGCGUCCGCUAACUGUAGACCGAGCACAUGAUUGGCGCGAGAUAGACUACCCGUCUUUUACUAAUUGUAUGAAUUAAAGGGGGACGCGUAGUCGUCGCGGCGAGAUACUCUCGCGCCAAUCAUGUACUCGUACUAGCCCGGUUGGUGCGGGUGCACGGAGCGGGCGCUCACGCGGGUGCCAUUGUAGGUAAAAUUCGUCGCUCGCGUCCACGCCAGAGGGGCUAACGCGAAAACCGAAAUUGCGGGUAUCGUUCUUUUUUACUCCAAUGAAGGCGUAAUUAGAGAGAUAAAGACAGAUGCCCGCAAUUUCCGAACUUCGAUUUUCGCGGUUAGCGUUGCUCAUACUAUUUUUCGUUAGCCCGACCCGAUCACCCGCUUCGUG